Molecule: messenger RNA, 846 nt
Organism: Aspergillus homomorphus CBS 101889
Lineage: Eukaryota; Fungi; Ascomycota; Eurotiomycetes; Eurotiales; Aspergillaceae
Product: 2EXR domain-containing protein
Exons: 2
Coding region: 1-846 (281 amino acids)
Source: RefSeq, a predicted model, not a curated record
AUGACCACACCAACUUCAUUCAUCCACUUCGGCCUCCUCCCCACCGAGCUCCGCCUCGAGAUUUGGAGGUUGGCGCUUCCCGACGACUUUUCGUUCUUCCCUGUCACUAAGAUCUACACUCUGUUUUUCGUCAACCACGAAGCUCGUGAGGUUUCUCUUCCCUGGCUCAAGGAGCAGAAGCGCCGCUGGAAGCAUGCGUAUAGGCCGGGAGUCGAGAAACGAAAGCAGCUCCUGUUCGACCGGCACCGAAAAAUGCUCACCCUGGAAUGGAAAUUCAUGGACAGCUGUGAUACCCUUUACCUGUCUCCCAAGGCGUACGGAAGCCUACGAGUGGCCGCGCAGGGUGUUCAGCAUCGUGGGUUCAAUCAUUGGCUCAAUUUUCUGCUGAGGCGACUGGCGAUUCCGGCCGAGCUGUUGAGGGCGGAUAGGGAGGCGCUGCGAUGGAUUUUCCGGGCUUUGCCGUGGUUGAAGAUGGUCGUCGUCGUGAUGAACGCACUGCCGGAGGGGGGCAACGGGGUCCGAGUGCAGGAUCGCUGGACGAUUGACCAGCAGUCCUUGAUGACUGGGAAGUCCCUAAACUAUCUGGGUCACCGACAACCGCUCCGGUGGGAUGCAGCUCAGGAGAUCUUUAGUCCUGAGAUCUAUGCCUUGAUCGAGACGGCAGCCCACCGGAUCAAUAAGCUGGAUUUACUUGCCUCUAAUGAGUAUUCGAUCCAACCCGUUCUUGCUGUUAGCGGUUGUAGCGCUUAUGCAGAGUAUCGUGUCAGCGAGCGUCCUGGCCGGUUCUGGGUUUAUCCUCCUGAGCGUGAAGAUAUGCAAACUAUGGGAGUCAGAUACCCUUGGUAA